AUGAGUGUGUUUUUCCUCUAAAAUCGGGGUCAGGGUCUUUCCAUCCUGACAAUUCUAAUUGUUCAAAGUACAAAAACUGCAUUUAUUUUCAUUCAACAUACUUAAAUUUUUUCAAUUAUUGCAAAAAUGUAUCGGUCGCCAUAUUAUUUUAGAUGAGAGACAUAAAUAAACAGAAGUAUAAAUGUCAACAACAAAAAUUGCACAUUUGGUGUAAACAGUAUUACGAAAAUAUGUAAAAACUGGUUAAAAUGCAUAAAUCUGAUGCUGAGUGUUCCUAAGUACUUCCUACUUAUGAGAUACUUUUGAACUGGGAAUAUCAAGGAAACUACCUUACAUUAGAAGUACAAUAAAGCAAAUGCCUGAAUGAAGAGACCCGAGAAGGAGUUAUUGCCCUUGUCAACAAUUUUUAAAGAUUGAAUAAUUGAUUAAAUAAAGGAAAUAUGCAUUUUAAAUUUUCUUUUACUUUACAAUAUUUAUCAGUACACCUAUUGAAAAGCAUUCCUCCAAAAGAUAUUGUUCUAUCAGUUAUUAAUCUAAACUAAAAACAGUUUUUGCAAAAAAAAAAAACUUAUGACAUCAUAGGAGGGUGGAAUAACCUUAAGUGAUUGAAACAAUUCUUAGUUUCUUGUUUAAAGUCUCUAACUCAUAUUUAAACGCCCCACUUGUCGAGACAGGGUUGCAAAUUCAUACCUAUACUUGGCAAUCAAGAUCAUUGAGCAUUGGGGGAUCUUUUUCGUGCCAAGACCUAUAUAGCCACUUCUAAAGAUCUCUUACUUUACAUGUAUAUCGUCUCUUCAUAAGGACAGGUCUCCACGUCCAGCAUUGGUUUCGAACCCACGACAUAAGGAUCGGCUCUUUACUUCACGACUCUUAAAGCACGUACGUUUUAACCAUAGUGAAAUGCGGGAGACUAGAAAUAAUUGAAAUUAGAAUAAAAAUCAUCAAAAAAUAAUUUAUUUUAUACUAAUUGCGAUUGUGUGUCUUGAGUCUAGAUCCCCAAUUUUAACAACAAUUUACUAUUGUUACUAAAGUAUCGUUGACUAUAAAUAAUUAUAGUAGAUGCUUUGAUUAACCAUCGACUUUUUGAGAUUGUAUGCCUCUUUAAUUACAAAUCUAUUAAAUUAAAAUGAAAUAUCAGAAUUCAAAAUCCAUACAAUAAAACACUUGGACAGUUUACCUGGAUUAGAUGUUCAGUAUAGUUUCAUUCAAAAUUCAACUCUAUGAAAACUGCGAUAGAGAUUAUAAUUCAUUUUAUCUUUAUUAAAUAAACAUGUAAUUGAUCGAGUAAUUUCCUUGAUUCAGAUUGAUUGACUUUUCAUAAAUACAAAUAUUAUAAGAGAGGGAAAUGAUCCUGUCUGAAAACACAUUUGUUGAUUUUUCAAAUCUUGCAUUGCAUAUUUUCAUAUUUGUGCAUGAAAUAGUUUUACAGGAGUUCAAGGAAAUUAAACGCCAACGUUUUGUGUUUCUUUUUUUUCGUUCCAAUACACGUAUUCAAAGCUUGAAUUUUUAUAACAAUAUUACCAAUAAUUUAUUUUUGUAAUGAAAUACUGCGUUAUCAUUGCUCUGUUGGUAAAAGGAAUUGGACUGUGUAUAAAUACUUCAGGAAUUUGUUCAAAGAGCGGGGAACCCUUGACAUGCUGUGAAAACUACCGCAAAAUUGGUGAAGCUUGCGAAGAAUGUUGGCCAGGAACGCAUAGUUUUAACUGCACCCCAUGCCCUCCAGGUUUUUACGGAAAGCUCUGUAGAGAAUCAUGUAUUAACUGUACACAGUGUCACCCCGUUACUGGCUGUGCUCCAACUGAAAGUUAUGAUGAGAAUACUACAUAUAAUUCUGCUGAUACAUCAACAAGAGUACAUUUUUUCAACCAAGGCAAUGUUUGGUUAGCUUUGUCGGUGACUAUAGCCUGCAGUGUUAGUUUUACAGUUUCUAUCCUUAUAUGUUGUAAACUAAGGAAGUGUACAUCGAAACAAUGCCAAGAUAAUCAAGAGUCAGAAAAAUCAUCUCCAGAGAUGCAGAUGCGUAAUUCAGCUAACUUGUUAACACGAGAAAAUAAACCAGGGUUGCGCUUACAAAACAAGUAUCAUGACACAAAUAUGGAAUACGGUCAAUUUGAAGACUUUGGACCCUAUGACAUAUUAAAUUUGAAAAUCGGAAAAGACUCAGGAAAAGCUUAGAAUGUUUCCUGCAUGUUUAUGAGUUUCUCAAAACCAUCCUUACUUAGUAUUCGUCGAAGUGUCUACUUCUGAAGCGAGAAUGAGACGAAAAGAAAACAACUCUCGAAGAAGAUCUUACAUUUAGGGUGAUACGUUAAAAAAAUUUGAUUUUGCUUUUUAAGUUCAUUGUGGCCGAGAUUAUUGUGACUUCUGUGACGUCGCACAUGUAUACAUGUACAAGUUAACGGACAUGAACCUCCCUAUAAAUUGUUUUGAUAUUUCCUUCCCUCUAUAAUCAUGAUGUUUUUUAAAUUGUUCGCAAAUACUACCCAUCUCUAUUUUGAAUAUUGACUCACAUUUUCAUGCUCACUCCUCCAUGGCACCUGACCCCACCUCUGAUUUUUUGAAGGUCCGAGUUUGCUCUUCUUCUAUUAUGUAUUGCUUAGUGCACUUUGAUCCUGAAUACUGUUCGUUAUCUCCAUAGGUUUUAUACAAUUCUUAAAAUGUUAUUUUGGCAAUGAAUUGCUUAAUUUCUGUUUAGUACACUUUCCCCUGAAUUUAAAUACCGGUAUCCGAUCUCUUUUUUGGUUCAAUCUUAUAUUAGAGCCGUCGCCCGCGUGGCGCAGCGUUUUAGAGAUUUUGCUCUAGAGUCGCGAAGUAAGGAGUUGAUCCUUAAGUCGCCGGUUCGAAUCCCAAUGUGGAACAUAGAGACCGGUCCUUCGGAAGUCACCGUAUUCGAGGACCCAUGCUGCAGUGGGUGCUUGCACGAAAAAGAUCCCUCACUGCUCUAUGGCCCUGAGUGCCGAGUAUAGGACAAAAUUUGCCACCGUCAAGUUGUGGCGUCUCCAUAUGAUCAUGAGGAAAAAUUCUCCAGAGGGACGUUAAACAAUAUACAAUAAAUCAGUCAAUAUAUUAGAAUUAAAUUCAAUUAAAAUCUGAUAUGCAAAGAACAAAUUAUUGUAAUCCUUAAUGGCAAAUAUUAAGAUACAAACAGUCCUUUUUAAAGUUAACAUUAAACUUGCUUUUUGAUUUUCUAUCAGAUGACCCGUCUCAGGAAUAACAACACAUUGCACUUUAGAUUGUUGUGAAUUUUUAUAUAGAAAUUGUUAGACUUUACUUUUGCCUUGAAUUGUUUAUUGGAUUUUACGUUUACCUUAUCAUAACAAGAAGCACAACGUUGUUGUGAUCAGAAGACAAGUGAUGUUAAGGCCUAUAUGAUAUCCUGAUCCCAUCGCUCGAUUAUAUGUUCUUAGAUGUCCAUCUUAUCGUUUUCUCCCAUUACAUAUAGUUUCAAAGGGGUUUUCACUGGUCGUUAUUUUCAUAUUUCAUAGCACUUUAUGGUCGCCUGCGUGGCGCAGUGGUUAGAGGUUCUGCUCUAGAGUCGCGAAGUUAGGAGUCGCAUGUUCUAAUCCUACUGUGGGACGUGGAGACCGGUCCUUUAGAAGAGACAUAUAAACAGAGGUCCCGUGUCGCAGUAGGUGCUGGCACAAAAAAGCUCCCUCAGUGCUCAAUGGCCCUUAGUGCCGAGUAUAUGACUAAAUUUGUAGCUCUUCACCGGCAAGUGAUGGCGUCUACAUAUGAGUGAAAAAUUCUCAAAAGGGACAUUUAACAACAUACAGUCAUAUAUUUUUUUAUGGAAAAUAUGCAUGAUAUAUACGAUUUUGAUAGCAAUAUGUUGUACUCUCCUACAGACACUAUUUGCUAGUAAAUAGUUAAAAUAUCGUGAAACCGGAAGGGGGCUAGGGACAUUAACUUGAUACAACUUCUGAUUUAAGAAAUUGGUAUUUGGUUGGUACACAAUUUAUAUUGUUUGAUUGAU
Molecule: messenger RNA, 3973 nt
Organism: Saccostrea cuccullata (small rock oyster)
Lineage: Eukaryota; Metazoa; Mollusca; Bivalvia; Ostreida; Ostreidae
Exons: 6
Coding region: 1540-2175 (211 amino acids)
Source: RefSeq, a predicted model, not a curated record